Messenger RNA from Knipowitschia caucasica, 1950 nucleotides. The record is from the annotation of a GenBank genome assembly. NCBI's taxonomy places the organism in Eukaryota, Metazoa, Chordata, Actinopteri, Gobiiformes, Gobiidae.
AUGUUCAAGAGCAGCUACCUGCGCGAGGUGCGCAAGGAGAAGUACGAGCGCUCGGAUGUGUUCGAGGAGGAGCCCGAGGACAGCUCUGCGGCCAUGUCAGCCAUCCAGGGCUGGGAGAACCUCCAGGAGCUCAACAGUCGCUUCGCCCGCUACAUCAACAGAGCACGAGUCCUGGAGCAAAGGAACGCCGUGUUCAGAAAGCAGCUGGAGACUCUGCAGCGCAUGGACGAUGGCGGCGGGCUCGAGGAGGCCUUCAACGAACAGAUCGAGUUCAACAGAGAGCGCCUCCAAGAGCUGUCAGCAGAGCACCACAAACUAGAGAGGGACCUGAAGGAAGCCUCCCGCAUGCUGGACGAGUACACCACCAAAUACAGAGAGGAGUGUGAGUAUCAGGAGCAGCUUCGGGGCACACUGGAGCGGUUAAACAAGGAGGCCGACAACAUUCUGCUGCACAACCUAGAGAGCCAGAUCCAAUGCCAGUUUCUCCAAGACGACAUCCGCUCCACAAAGGAAAGGCACAAAAAGGACCUCGCCGAGAUCCAAACCUACGUCAACAUCCUGCAGCAAAUCAACCAGACGCUGCCCCUUGUUCCCAAUGUGUCGCUGGGCAUUUCCGAGGAGCAGGAGAGGCUGCUGGCCCAGAGGAAGGUCCCGGGUCUGCAGAGUCAGCUGGAGGAGUGCAAGAGCGCCCUCUGCCAGCUGCAGGGGCAGAAGAGCAAGCUGCACGCUGAGAACAAGAUGCUGGAGCAGAGCAUCAAGAGCACCCAGGAGAGCUACGAGGACGAGAUCCAGACCUACAACCAACAAAUUGAAUCUUUGAGGAAGGAGAUCGAAGAAGCCGAGAAGUCCCUGGAGAAGUUCACCAACGAGUGCCGGCACCUGGCCCUGUACCAGAGCUCUCUGGAGAACGAGCUGGAGCGCUACAAGAGGAUCAUCGAGAGCGAGGACAACAGGUUGAAUUCAGCAAUAAUUGGCACUCCCAUCAACCUGAUCACCACUAAUUACCGCUACGCCCACACCCCCUCGUAUCUGAGUAGGGGGAGAGACAUCACCCAGGAUUUCCAGGACAUCACCAACAUCAAACCACGCCAGAAGAACCUUGCCAAGAAGGGCGUGAAGAGAAGCGAACUGAGCACCAGGGAUGUGAUCGACAGCGCUAAGGACGACAAAACAUCUGGAGAAGGCCACAUCAAAGAAACCAAGGUUGCGUCCACCGAAGGACCCCAGGGCAAGAAGGGAAAGGCCCCAAAAUCCGCAGAUGUUUCCCCGCAGGACGUCCCCGAUGGCGCCCAAAUCAGCAAGGCGUUUGAUACACUGUGCAACAUCGUCCGGGACCGAAUGAGAAGGUACAAGAAACCAGAACCCAUCGCGGACUUCUACACCAAGGGUCGGUACGUGCUGGUGACCGGCGAUGGAAGCUACCCGGAUCCGUGCUUCUAUACGACCACACCAUCUGCCGGACACAUCUACGUCACCAUAAGAGACGGAUACAUGUCUCCUUACGACAGAUACGGCGGCGACUCUCCAACUCCUUACCCGCCGCAACCCAUGCCCCAACCGCGCCCGCUUAGUCCGACCAUUCCCACGCCAAAGGACGACCCAAGAGGACCCAAGGGAAAAGAUGGCGGUGGAGGCAAGGCCAGGCACAAGAGCGGAGAUCCACGACCCAAAGAUGCUGGUCCAAUUUCACCACCCACCGGACGGAGAGAGCCCAUCCCAGGAGCGGAGAAUCAACCCGGGAAGAAAAGCGGGUUUCCGGGAGUCCUGCCUCGCAUUCCCAGCUCCAGCUCCUCCAGCAGCAGCUUCAGUCCGGACACAAUGAGCUACGAGAAGACCGAGGUGAGGGAGACGGUGGAGAAGAUGUCCAACGAUCGCAAAAUCAAGGGCUACGAGGAGACGUCGACGGUGGUGGAGACUUUGAUUGAAAAGUCCAGUAAGAAGAAGCACUGA